Messenger RNA from Serinus canaria (Common canary), 4657 nucleotides. RefSeq names its product SH3 domain binding protein 4 (gene SH3BP4). Gene Ontology annotation, molecular function: protein binding. The coding region runs from base 132 to 2825 and encodes 897 amino acids. NCBI's taxonomy places the organism in Eukaryota, Metazoa, Chordata, Aves, Passeriformes, Fringillidae. The record is from RefSeq and is a predicted model, not a curated record. The transcript has 4 exons. Gene Ontology annotation, cellular component: cytoplasm.
CCGGCGGAGGCGCGCCCGGAGCGCAGCGGGGCCGGGGUCGGAGCGGGCGCAGGCUGGUUCCCCGAGGUGACACCAAGGUCCCCAUCGCCGGCAGAGGGACCAUGGCCAUGUAGUGCCCGCCGGGAGCGGAGAUGGCAGCGCAGAGGAUCCGGGCGGCCAACUCGGGAGGGCUCCCGCGCUGCAGGUCCGAGGGCACCCUCAUCGACCUGGGCGAGGGCUUCGCUGAGAGCGCGCUCUGCGACGUCAAAGUGCCUUCUCCCAGUGCCUUGCUGGUGGACAACCCCACGUCCUUCGGGAACGCCAAGGAAGUCGUAGCCAUCAAGGACUACUGCCCCACAAAUUUCACCACCCUGAAGUUCUCCAAGGGGGACCACCUGUACGUGCUGGACACGUCGGGAGGGGAGUGGUGGUACGCCCACAACACCACGGAGAUGGGCUACAUCCCCUCCUCCUACGUGCAGCCCGUCAGCCACCGCAACUCCUCCCUGACCGACAGCGGCGUGAUCGACAACCUGCUGGAGAGCCCCGACGAGGCCGUCAAGGAGUUGGACCUGCUCGGGGAGUGGACUGAUGUGAAGAGAAACUCUGCCAAAUCCUACCACAACAACCCCUUCCUGAACGGGGUGCAGACCAACCCGUUCCUGAACGGCAAUUCGCAAGCAGCGGACAAAGAGUCCGACUCCAGCGUGGCCGUGGAUUUGUUGCUCUUCGACACGGCGGCUCCCACGGCGGCUCUCCCCGGUUCGGCCGCCAACAGCAGCCUGGGGAACCUUUUUGAUGAGUUUCCCUCCACAAACAGGCUGGAUGUGGAGCAGCCCGUGAGGAGGGACAACCCCUUCUUCCGAAGCAAACGCUCCUACAGCUUGUCCGAGCUGUCUGUCCUCCAGGCCAAGUCGGACGCGCCGGCGUCGUCGGGUUUCUUCAGCGGUUUGAAGUCUCCCACCCCUGAGCAGUUCCAGAGCAGGGAGGAUUUUAGGACAGCCUGGCUGAACCACAGGAAGCUGGCUCGGUCUUGCCACGACUUGGAUUUGCUUGGCCAAAAUCCCGGCUGGGGCCAGACGCAGCCGGUGGAGACCAACAUCGUGUGCAAGCUGGACAGCUCCGGCGGGGCCGUGCAGCUGCCAGACACCAACAUCAGCAUCCACGUGCCCGAGGGCCACGUGUGCCCCGGGGAGACGCAGCAGAUCUCCAUGAAGGCCAUGCUGGACCCGCCGCUGGAGCUGAACAGCGACAAGUGCAGCACCAUCAGCCCCGUGCUGCAGAUCAAACUCAGCAACAUGGAGGUGAAGACCUUCAUCAUCCUGGAGAUGAAAGUGUCGGCGGAGGUCAAGAACGAUGCUGUGAGCAAGGGCCUGGUGGGGCUGCAGUGCCUGCGCAGUGACAUGAAGGAGGGGCCCUACACGCCGAUGCAGCUGAGCUAUUCCUACGGGGACACCAUCCAGGUGCAGCUGGAGAACCUGGAGCCCUGCAUGUACAUCGCGGCCGUGGCGCAGGGCCAGAACAUCCUCUACCCUUACACCGUGUGGGAUUACAUCAGCAAGAAGAUCACGGUGGGCGUCUACGGCCCCAAGCACAUCCACCCUUCCUUCAAGACCGUGGUGGCCAUGUUCGGCCACGAGUGCGCCCCCAAGACCCUGCUGGUCAACGAGGUCACCAGGCAGUGCCACAGCCCGGCUCCCGUCGCCCUGCAGCUCUGGGGGAAGCACCAGUUUGCCCUGUCCCGGCCCCAGGACCUCAAGCUCUGCAUGUUCUCCAACAUGACCAACUACGAGGUGAAGGCCAGCGAGCAAGCCAAGAUCGUGCGGGGCUUCCAGAUGAAGCUGGGCAAGGUCAGCCGCCUCAUCUUCCCGAUCGCCUCCCACGAUCCCAACGAGCUGUCGGACUUCACGCUCAGGAUACAGGUCAAGGAUGACCAGGAUGCCAUUCUCACCCAGUUCUGCGUCCAGACGCCGCAGCCGCCGCCAAAGAGCGCCAUCAAACCCACAGGGCAGAGGCGGUUCCUGAAGAAGAACGAGGUGGGGAAGAUCAUCCUCUCCCCCCUGGCUGCCACUGCCAAGUAUCCGGUUUUUCAGGACCGGCCGGUGUUGAGCCUCAAGUACGGGAAGCUGCUGAAGACGGUGGUGAGGCAGAGCAAGAACCACUACUUGCUGGAGUACAAGAAGGGAGACGUCAUAGCCCUCCUCAGUGAGGAGAAGAUCAGGUUGAAAGGCCAGCUGUGGACCAAGGAGUGGUACAUUGGCUACUAUCAGGGCAAAGUCGGCCUCGUGCACACCAAAAACGUGCUGGUGGUGGGGAAGGUCAAACCCAGCUACUUCUCUGGGCCGGAUCUCACCACCAGCCUGUUGCUGGAGCAGAUCCUGAGGCCCUGCAAGUUCCUGACCUACAUCUACGCCUCGGUGAGGACUCUGCUGAUGGAGAACCUCAACAGCUGGCGCUCCUUCGCUGACGCCCUGGGCUACCUGAACUUGCCGCUCACCUUCUUCUGCCGGGCGGAGCUGGACAGCGAGCCGGAGAGAGUGGCCUCUGUCCUGGAGAAGCUGAAGGAAGACUGCAACAGCGUGGAGAACAAGGAGAGGAAAUCCUUCCAGAAGGAGCUGAUGACGAUGGAAAUGUGUGACUUGCUCCAUGUCCUGAAAGGAAUCUGGGAGGAGCUGCCUGCCAGUAUUUCUGGGAUGCCGUUAGCAAGUAAAUCCCUCACAAAAUAUCAUCUCCACGAUCCUUUCCAGCAUUUCAUAGGAAGUGAGCCAAAGAAAAUACAGGGCAAAAUGUCUGGGAGAGAUUUGCAGCUCUCUCCCGUUCCGUGCUGUCCCACAGGAGCAGAGUAACUGAGUUAUGGAGAAGAGGAUGGUUUAAAAUGUCAAUUGGAUUAAGGAAUAGCGGCGGCCUUGCUUGGCAAAAUGAAAUUACGGCAAAAGGGGACUGGAGCUGAAUGGAGGAGUUCAGUUCCCACACUCCUUUUAGGGAGAAGGGGGGAAUUUAAGGAUUGAGUAGAAGGUGUUAUGAAGAGUAUGGAAUCCAUUGUUACUCAUGGAAAUGUUGUCUGGAGAGUUCCCCGUGCCUGGGUACCACUCUGGGGCCUGUGGGGCGACGUUGCAGCUCUGACUUUCAGCUUUCAGGUCGUGCCACCAACACUGCUUCUGUUGCAGAGUUCUCCUGGCCUUCAGUUACCCUUUCCUCACCCAGGACUGGAAAAUCCCCCCUGUUUCCCCCCCAAGGGAGGGUUUGCUCCUUAAAUCAUCAGGCUUAAUGAUUGUUGGGAUGAAAUCCCUGCUGCUCUUGCUGGAUGCUUCCCAGGACGUUUGCUUUACCUGUUUGCAAACCCCCUAGGUGUUGCUUUUAUCUCUCCCCAUUGUUUUCAGGGAUCCCAGGCAGUCUGUAGGUCAUGGAAAAUCCUCAAGUGGAGACAAAGGGAAAGAUAAGGCUCAGGGAGCUGCUGACUCAAGGGGAGGGCUGGGAGCUGCAGGAAAACAUCUUGCUCCCCUGUGGCCGUCAGGAGAGCAGAGUCCCAGGGCAGGUUUUAUUCUCCUUGUUUCUCUAAUCCUGCUCUCUGUGAGGCUGAGCCUGCGGAUAAAGGAUGAGCUCCCUUCUUGGUGGAACAUGAUGCUGCCUCCAAAACCCCUGGCUGCCAUCAAAUCCUCCUUAGCCUAUGGAGAAAUUAGAUUGAGCCUGUUGAAGAAAAUAAUGAUGUUUCAGAGGAUGGCAAUGGAGCAGUAAUGGAUUUUAUUGUGUUUAAAUCUGAUUUUAUUUGUAACAAAUGGACUGGCUUUCUGGCAAGGGGAGCCAGCUGCACUAAGCUCCAGUGUGGCCAUUUCAGCUGAAAGUUGGUUGUCUCCCCUCAGAAGGACUGGGAAGGCAGAAGUGGAAGCAGGUUUAUCAGUGUUGAGUACACAAAGCGCCAGUGGCAGAGUCGUGCACCAGCAGCCAAGCAAGGAAAAGCCUGGUCAUGAUGACUGGUUAAUCAGUAAUCUGCUUUUAAUUGCCACUUCUCUAAUCAGGCACUAGCACUGGAGUGUGAAGGAAACUCGGGGGGAUGUGGCUCAGGAGUUGCUCAGCAGAGAGGGAAAGCUCUCCCUCCCUCCUCUCUGCCCCUCGGAGGCAGGCAGCACACGGAUGGCUUGGAUAAAAAAGCUGGGCAUGGAUUCAAGAAGAUUUCAUUGCCCCUGGUGCCUGGCCCGUGGGGUUAGACCUGCCCUGAGACACAGCUUUUCUCCCUCCCUGGUUGUCAGAGAGACUCUCAUUUAUCAUCCUUCCAACAGACACUGCUGUUGGGAAAAACACGGGUCUGCUGGGAACAGCCCCUGGCACGGCAGCAGGGAGCUGUGCAGAGGAAACUCUGAGCUUGUUCUUCUCCAGGCAACUUGUAAAGGUCACACAGGAGAUGAGCUUGGGAUAUGUUUUUUUUUUUUUUUCCCCUCCCAUUGUUUUGUUUGCUCUGACUCCCGGUAUCCAGGUAUCCAUGUGCUGCUGCCUGGCUCCUGCCAAGAGUUUCUGCUUGUCCCUGGUGUGUGAAGGCCUCAGAGAGCUGCUGGGGAGCUGGAGCUGUCCUAAAGUCCUGCAGGUCAGGGUGUCCAUGGCUUUGGGUUGGAAAGGACCUUAAAGCCCAUCCCUUUCCACCCCCUGCCAUGGGCAGGGACACCAAGGAUGCUCCAAGCCCCAU